UCGGAAGGGGUCCGCCAAAGGGCGUCAAACCGAGGCUGUUAGAAAAGCACUUGUUUCGGGACGUAAACAAACCUUUGUUUUGGGGCUAUCAUUCGAUGAAUUAAAGAAAAUAUACAUCAGUGUAGCAGAGGCUAAGCUCUUGGAAGCCUUGUUGACAAUGCCACCCGGAAGAAUACCGUCGGCGGGGAAGAAAAAGGCUAAAACUCAUGUGAGACCCAGUUCUGCGGCCGCGAAUAUCCAAUCUCAUCCGUCGUACACAAGUGGACUUUUCGACAAUGUUCCCAUCCGUCCCUCAACUGCAGCUGCUGGUGGGAGGAGACCAGAGCCUGCACCACUCGCCCAGAGGCCGGCGACCCAGGCUGCCGGUGGUAGACGGCAAUGGAGGACUACAAAAGAGCCGUCGGCUAUCGAACCGAAGGACAUGCACAAACAACCCCGACGACUGACGAUCGGUGCCGUUGACGGGAUAGCCACUGGGCCUUCUAAGUUGAACAGGCCUGGAAUCGUGUUGGGAAAUCAAGGACAGAUUCUGAAAAGCAAGAUUGAGGAGAGGAUCAACAUUGACACACUCGAGGCUCUCAAAGGGACUUUCAGCGAGGCGGACACAAACAGGAGCGGUCAACUUGAGCUAGAUGAAUUCAAGGCUCUUCUCAAGUCAAAACUUACAGUAUCCGGAAACAGGGAGGCCCAAAUUGACUCGCUGUUUAUGAAGAUUGACUGGGCCUCAGAGGGCGCAAUCACAUGGGAUGAGUUCUGUACGUACAUGCAGCUGGAGUAUGCCGAGAAGGAAGACUCGUACAAACGCGCAAAGGAGGUCGAUUUCCACCUACCCGCUAAAAUUGAGAACAUACCUCAUCGUGACCCUGUCCUGAGAAUUGUCGACACUCCUGAUGGAAACUUUGUGGCCUGUAGUCAGGAUGGGAUGGUGUCUUUCUGGUCUGCCAACAUUGACCUGAAGAGGACCAGACAUGUUGUGGACACAGAACGUUCCUCCAGAGUAAAACCCAAGUGGAUCACAGACUUCGUCAUUAUGCCACAGUUUACAAAGUUCAUCGUCGGAACUGGAGACCGAGAGAUUCAGUUCUUUGAGUUGUCGUCAUUCGAGCCAUAUUGUCAGAUCAGUGGUCUAGAAACUGUUCCUCUCAAACUGGACUACUGUUCUACUGGCCAUGAUGAAUGCCUGAUUCUGUUUGGCGACAGUCAGGGAGCAGUCAACAUUCUUGUCAUCACCUCCACUGGCGAGUGUCUAAGAACUUGGAAGAAAGCCACAAAAGUUGAUGAUUUCAUAGCGAGUGUAUCACUGAAUGAUGCUGUCGGACCCAAUGUCAACUUUAUACGAUGGGCCGUACACGGAGACUGGGUCCAACAGCUGAAGUAUUACCACGACAUUGGUCAGGUGAUUUCCUGCUCAAACCAUGCAAACACUGCCCUCGUCAUUGGCUGCACUACAGGAAGUACCCACGUUGAGGCCCAGCUCAAAGAGAUAAAAGAUGUUGGGCAGAAAGAGAACCGGGAACCAGGCACAAAUGUUCAAGAACGAGCCCGACAGAACAAAUACACUUAUGGGCUCAUGAAACAACGUCUAGAGACUGAUCAGUCGGUGUUCAAGGUGUACAAAGGCGUAAAGUGCUUCGACUUCUCGAAGGAUAAGAAUAUCAUUGUCACAGGUGGCAUGGACCGCAUCGUGAGACUGUGGAAUCCUUAUGUGCCAGGGAAGCCAACUGCCAUGUUACGAGGACACAGCGCGCCGAUCUUCUUCCUGUUUGUAGCCGAGGAGGAGAACAGAAUCUUCAGCAUUUCUACCGAUAAAUGUAUUAAGGUGUGGGACAUCCAGGAUCACAUGUGCCUCCUGACGAUCCGCCCAAAAAGCCACAAGAUCCGUGGAGAUCUGCAAGCAGUUCAUUAUUCCAAUAUCUCAAAAACAGUUGCCGUGGCAACGGACCAGAUGGCUGCACUCAACCUUAGACUUAAAGUUGAGAAAGACUUAGUAGGCGGAAGGCCGAGCCUGAAUGCGGACAUCGUGCUUACCCACAAAGAGCCAGUGACAGGAUGUCUCUAUAACCCUAGCUUUAAGCAGGUCAUCACGUGCUCAGAAAGCUCGACAAUCAAGAUUUGGGACUUUGAGACGGGGACAGCUAUAUUUGAGUACGGUGAAGCCCACGGUGACUCUGCCAUCACAUGUAUGACUUUCGACAAAUGUGAACGGAGGUUGAUAACUGGAGGUCGAGAUGGUCUGAUUCGAAUCUGGAACUACAAUAAUGGCCACUGCCUCAAGGUUUUACAGAAAGCUCCAACACAUACUGAUGAAGAAGAAAAAGGUCAGAGAAAGAUGGAGGAGGAGGAAGUGGAAGUGGAAGGGUAUGAAAAGACACUAGAAGAAAUUCGAAACCUUCGAAAAAGGAGAUUACUGGCCAACAAGGUUAAUUAUGGAAUAAAAGAUAUACCUGUCCCUCAACAACCAAAGAAAGUAGAAUUCCCGAACCCAGAUGAAGAAAACGAAGAGAUCUGUGACCUGACAUAUGUUGAGAUGAAUCGUAACAAGUACAUCGUGGGUGUGGGCUGGGAUAGGCGUAUCAAUAUCUACAGCGACGACGUCAACGACAGCAAUAUUCACCAUGUUCAGCACCCACUGCCAAACUGGCAUGAUGAUGUGAAUCGUGGCCAUAAAGAGGACAUUCUAUCUGUGGCCCAGUGUCCGCCAAACCUUCUCGCUACUGCCAGCUAUGACGGCAAGAUUAUCGUCUGGAACAUGGUCUCUGGUCACAUCUUUGCCAACCUCAUGGCACCAAAACCGUCAGACUAUGUAGACCAGUCAUUGGAUGGAGAUCUGAGCAUUAACAAGCUGUGUUUCAUGGCAACCCGGGCAUACAACAAGGAUGCGGGCUCCCUGAUCUCUAGCGGCCCCAGGGCUCACAUCCAUAUAUGGAACGUGUUCCAGGGAGGGACCCUCAUGGCCCAGUUUGCUGGGUCAAACUCUAAGGGUGCUAUGGUGAGUGUGAUGGAGGUGAACAAGGCCAACACGGUUCUGUUUACGGGCGACAGUCUUGGCUUUGUCUACCUCUGGGACAUCGAUGGAUAUGCUGCCACACACGUCGAGUCUGAACCACCAGAAGUGACGAUGACAUGGCGAGGUCACGUGAAGAGUGUAACGGCCAUCUCUCUGGUGGAAGAACAUAAACUGCUGAUCACAGCGUCUGUAGACUGCACAGUCAGACUCUGGAACAUGGACGGCCACUAUGUUGGUACAUUUGGUCAGCCUGACCCUUGGGACAUUUACAACCAGGGCACAUGGCAACACCCGAUGGUGCCGUAUGAUGUCCUCAUUGACCCCAUGAGUCUGCCAGACCACCCUGUUGUCUCUGAGAAACAGAACAUGCAUCAGAUCAUUUAUGAAGAUAAAUCUUCUACAGAUAAGACAACGCGGACCCCCACUCCUCCGGUUGUGUACAGCAAACAACAAUACCAUAUAGAUGACGACACUAUAGCUAGUCUCAUUAGGGAAAAGACCUUCAAGAAGGGAACAGGGAAAAGACAACGUCAUGAAAAGCUCCGCCCAGUGCGCAUUGAUAGAGGCGGGCCAAGCGAAUACCAGAUGCUUCGAACCCUCGAUCUAGAAGACACACCCAGACCUAAAACCCCCACCCUGAAAUUGGACAAGAAUGAUCCUUUCAACUUUAACUUCAUAGACUGAGAAAUAUGUGAUAUUCUAUUGUGUGACUUAUUUGCCAUUGGAUUGUAUAUUGAAUUAUUGUCUGUGAUAAAAAUGAAUUUCUGCUGCCAGAUGUGCAUAAUUGUUUGAAAGGGUAAAAAAUGUAGAUUAUAAAAUUUUAGUACAUGUGUAAUAGACAUGACGCUAAAUUGGAUCAAAACCACCUCUUUGUUUAACAAAAGAAUACAUUGAUUCCAAGUCCAUAUGUAUUUGUUUGUCAAGGGUUAUCAUGUGACUAGUAAAGCAUUCCAUUGGUUCAACAGUUAUGAAUAUUUAUAUCAUGGUGAAUCAGCUUCCUGUUACCAGGUGACUUGAAAAGCUAUCCAUUGGUUCAACAGUUAUGAAUAUUUAUAUUAACGGGGUCAGUGUCCUGUUAUCAAGUGACUUGAAAAGCUCUCCACUGGUUUAACUGUUAUGAAUAUUUAUAACAGGGUGGAUCAGCAUCCUGUUACCAUGUGAUUUGUAAAGCAUUCCAUUGGUUAAACAGUUAUGAAUAUUUAUAUAAGGGUGGAUCGGCGUCAUGUCAAUUAUGUACAUGGACAUGUGUACUUGUAAGUUGAGAUCUGUAUUGUGUUGCGAUAGGCUUCAUAAACUUACUUCUUUGAGAGUUAGAAUAUGAAUAUGUUAUUUCUUAUAACUGUAUGUGUCGAUUGGUUUGUUCCGGAGUUUUUCGGCAGCAUCUGCUACGCUGUGAUAGAUUUAAACACUGUUAUUUAUGUUGCACCAAAAGACGUUCUGAAUCGAACAUUUUAUUUGUUGUCACUAUGUGUGUAUUGUUGUUGAACUCUCUUCCUUUUACAAAGUCAUCUUUUAACAUUUCCUGAGUACUGUAAUAAAAUAAA
This is a messenger RNA of Mya arenaria, 4551 nucleotides long. Its product is annotated as WD repeat-containing protein on Y chromosome-like. The transcript has 29 exons. NCBI's taxonomy places the organism in Eukaryota, Metazoa, Mollusca, Bivalvia, Myida, Myidae. Bases 158 to 3691 code for a protein of 1177 amino acids. Gene Ontology annotation, molecular function: calcium ion binding; protein binding. The record is from RefSeq and is a predicted model, not a curated record.